Molecule: messenger RNA, 2779 nt
Organism: Physcomitrium patens
Lineage: Eukaryota; Viridiplantae; Streptophyta; Bryopsida; Funariales; Funariaceae
Source: RefSeq, a predicted model, not a curated record
GCUCUGGUCUUGGUGGGGGCGUUAACUUGAAUUUCGAGUUUGCGCGCUGCGGGAAUCUUGGGUGGUUUCGAUUUGGCUUUGUUACCCUGCGAAUUGUGGAGUGUUAGACACGUUGUUUGUGAUGCUUGAGACAGUGGAGUUCCGUGACCGUAUUGUUUCGUGGUUUGCCGGCAUGGGCAUAGGCUCGCUGAUGGUUUUUGUUUUUGAUUUCUGCUUUUCGGUGUAAGAGCUUGGUGCAUUAAUUCUUCGUGUGGGGCACCAGAGCUGUCACUGAGUCACUUGGUGGGCUUUUCUUGGUCCAUCAAGAUAUCUGAAAUGAGGAUUGGUGGGUCCAGGUUUUUAUCGAGCUCGUACUUUAGUUGCCGGUAUUUUUAGUAACAGGGCAAAGCAUGUGUUUUAACACAGGGCGCUGUGAGCUGCUAAGCAGCACCAGCCGAGUUUCUAUAAUUUGUUUUUUCCGUGGAAUUGAAGCGUGAUCUUUUGCCCAUCGACUGGACCGCGAAUACAGAAUUUUAAUAAAAUUGCUGAUUGUGAAUUUGUUAGAUCUUUGUAUGUUUCGAUGAUAGGUUGUCGCUGGCGUCACUCCUGGCCUGUGGUCGGGUCUGUGAUCUUUGAAGCAUUUUGUGGAACAAGCAAAAGAUAUAGUGAGAGCUGUUAAGAAACGACUGGGGAACAGGAAUCCGCAAGUCCAGCUUUUGGCACUCACGCAAUCCAUGAGGUGAUUAUUGUUUCUCUUAUAGAUCCUGGAGACUUUGAUAAAGAACUGCGGAGAUUCCAUUCAUCAGCAAGUGGCUGAGAAAGACGUGCUUCACGAAUUGGUCAAGCUUGUUAAGAAAAAAGCAGACAUGCGGGUGAGGGACAAAACUCUUGUUUUAUUGGAUUCGUGGCAAGAAGCUUUCGGGGGCGCAAGUGGUCGAUAUCCACAGUAUUACAUGGCAUACAAUGAAUUGCUGAAAGCAGGUGUAGAAUUUCCACUGCGUUCUGGAGAAGCCGCAUCGCCCAUUUUCACUCCGCCUCAAUCGCAGCCUCUCGCUAGUCCUCGUUCAUUGUACCAGCAUCAAUCACGGUCAUCAGGACCAUCUCCCCCAAGAUCCGAGGACACCGAGUUCGCAGGAAUGAGCUUACAAGACAUUAAGAAUGCGCAGAAUUUGGUGGAGCUUUUACAGGAUAUGGUUUUGGCACUCAACCCACGAGAUCGAAUGUCUGCCAAGGAGGAGGUUAUCGUGGAGCUCGUAGAUCAAUGUCGACUGAAUCAGCAUCGGGUUAUGCAACUCGUCAACAUAUCUUCUGAUGAGGAGCUACUUUGCCAAGGUUUAGCUUUGAAUGAUGAGCUGCAGAGAGUGCUCGCUAGAUAUGAUGCUUUCUUGUCGGGGGCUCCCAUACCCGAAACUUCCGUUGAAAGCAAGACUCGGUCUCAGCAGACUUCGGGUGGGAAUGAUAACAUUCCUUCUCCAAACAAGGUGCAGUCUCCAAAUGCACCUCAAGAACCAGGAGUUACUUCAAGACCAAGGAAUAGCGCACGUACUAUUUACUCAGCCGUCACCCUCCCUCCACCUCCCUCGAGUAAAAAGUCCGUUCCACAAAAUUCAAAUGUUGUGAGUCCAAGGCCUGCUGAUCCAACACUUGACCUUCUUAGUGGUGAUCUACCACCCACAAGCCAGCCAGCCACGAGUUCCUCCGAUUCUUUGGCUUUGACUGUAAUAGAACAGCCUCAACAAAGGAGCCCGGUGGAUCUCUUGGCUUUGCCUGCACCUGAAGGUUUUUCGAACCCAUUUGAGUCUGCGCCUUUCCAGGCUACUCCACAAACAGAAGCUGUGAGCCCAGUGUACCCCUCUCAGAGCUUCCAACAAAAUGCAGAUACACCAUUGCAUCGUUCUGAGAACUCAUGGUCCACAAGUACGGCUGGUAACCAGAGGCAACAGAGUCAUUUAUACGGUGAAGUUCCAACUCAACCAACAGUUUCAGGGCAACCAUUGCAAAGUCAACCCCAAUAUUUAUAUCAACAACAGCCUGUAACCACAACUCCACCCCCAUGGCAAGACGAUACUCGAGCACAAUAUGCAGAGCAGCAGUGGCAAGCCCCCCCUCAAGCUUCCUACCCGUACACACCCCAGAUGUGGAAUGUAGGCCAGCAGUCAGCAAUAGAUGGCAUGCAACAGUACCCGGUAGUAGGGUAUACUGGGUACCAAAUACAACCAAGACCAGGACAAGAGUCUUUUCAAUCGACUUACCAAGGUUAUCCAGCUUCUAAUGAUUUGGUGAGGUAUGGCUCUGGAACAGGUCCAGGCGAUAAUUUUGGGAGUCAGUAUCUCCACCAGAGAGGAAGUGCAUAUGGUCAAUCUUCAUCACAACAGUAUAGUGGAACUUCCAAGCCUUUGAAAUCGCCUGACACGUUGUUCGACGACUUGGUGGAUUUGAGGAGCAUGAAUGCAAAAUUCAAAGCAGCGAGCCUUGCGAAUAAGACGUCGAAUACCAGCAAGGCUAGUCCUUCAUGAUUUUCAGUCUGUCAAUAGUCUUUUGUCGUGCUUAGAAGUGCACUAGCUUUAGUAAUUCUGGAGUGGGAAGCUUUCCUCGUUUCCAUAACCUCCUGUAUUUUCAACCUCUUUUGUGCACUCAUGUAAAAAUGAGAUUUUUCUGUUGUUAUUUUCAGCACCGAGGUUAUCAUUUUUAGUGCAGUGCUUCUGUUGUUCUCAUGAAGCCAUGAUCAGUAAAUUGUACAGAUAACAAUAUAUGAUGUAAUCUUCUUCACUGGAUACAGUUCUCGAGCUUAUUGAAUUAU